CUCGGGGGGGGCGGGCCAAUGUACGACUGCUCCGACAAGCACGCACGCACGUCAGGCGCUGCCUAUCGAUGAAGGCCGUGAUUCUGGCCGCCGGCUACGGGACCAGGCUCCAGCGGGACGUGUCAGCCGACCGCAGCGGGCGUUUCGCUCACCUGAUCGGCGUCGCCAAGCCGCUGCUGCCCGUAGGCGACCGCGCGCUCCUCAGCCACUGGAUCGGAGCACUGAGCGCCUCCGACGGGCCGGACGCCAUCUACGUCGUGAGCAAUGCUCUUUACCUGUCAGCAUUUGAAGAAUGGGCCGCACACUUUCCAAACGUCAAGAUCGUCUGCGACCAGACCACGAGCAAUGAUGGGCGCCUUGGUGCGGUGGCCUGCCUCCAGCUGGCAGUCAAGCACUUCCACAUCCAGGACCAUGUCAUGGUGAUCGGAGGCGACACACUCUUCAAAGAAGACUUCAGCCUUGCUCAGAUCCAGUGCAGGUUUCGUGAACUCCAAGCGGAAUGCGAGGAUAACAACGUGGCGCUGUCUUACGAGUGCAGAGACGACGAAACUCCCAAAUACGGAAUAGUGGAAGUUGAUCCUGAUCUUCGGGCCUUGCGUAUGAAGGAGAAGCCGCUGCCUUCAGAGACCACGUCGAGGAGAGCCUGUCCUUGUUUCUACGUGUUGUCCAAGAAGAGCCUCCCUCUCUUGGACGCCUUCCUCCUGGAAAAGAAGGAUGCGGCCAUAGAGCAAAAAGACGCCCCUGGAAACUUUAUGGCUUGGCUCAUUCCGAGAAAGCCCGUGUACGUGCAGGAGAUCUGCGGGCGCUUCGACGUGGGCAACUUGCAAUCACGCCACUCCUCCCGCGGGCCCCUCCAGCAGCCUCCCGCAGCGCUCCGACGCCUUCUCGCGCCCGUUCUCCAUUUUGGCGAUGCGCGAGCCAAACUGCAUGGCCCUCUUGGGAAGGACGGCGGCGGGCCCGAGGCCCAGCCGGCGGGCGGCCAGCCUCAGCAGCAGUUUCUCGCCGACGCCCCUCGGGAGCGACAGGUCGGCCUUGUCGCACAUGGCCAGAGAGUUGAGGUAGCUCACCACGCUCUCGUCCAAGUAGGGGAACCUGAGGGAGGGUCGAGACGGACUUUUUCAUCCCGGCCAUUUGCAUACACGCGGUGCCGCUUUCAAUACUUCCUCACCCUCCGAGUGGCGCCAUGACGACUAACAAACAAUAAAGCUCCCUUACCUAG
Messenger RNA from Syngnathus typhle (broad-nosed pipefish), 1219 nucleotides. RefSeq lists its product as uncharacterized. Gene Ontology annotation, biological process: biosynthetic process. The record is from RefSeq and is a predicted model, not a curated record. Bases 69 to 1187 code for a protein of 372 amino acids. The transcript has 9 exons. Lineage: Eukaryota; Metazoa; Chordata; Actinopteri; Syngnathiformes; Syngnathidae.